Molecule: messenger RNA, 1460 nt
Organism: Gracilinanus agilis (Agile Gracile Mouse Opossum)
Lineage: Eukaryota; Metazoa; Chordata; Mammalia; Didelphimorphia; Didelphidae
Gene: CSNK1G1
Product: casein kinase 1 gamma 1
Biological process (GO): endocytosis; positive regulation of canonical Wnt signaling pathway; peptidyl-serine phosphorylation
Cellular component (GO): cytoplasm; nucleus; plasma membrane
Molecular function (GO): protein serine/threonine kinase activity; ATP binding
Source: RefSeq, a predicted model, not a curated record
UUAAAAAGAGAAGUACACAUUGUUGCUAUUCACCAGGCAAAAGACUUCAUUGUAAGAUCAUGGACCAUACUAAUAGGGAAAAAGAUGAAAGGCAGCGAACAAGUAAACCCAUGGCACAAAGGAGUGGACAUCCUUCUCGACCAUCUAGUUCCAGUUCAACAUCUGGGGUUCUUAUGGUGGGACCCAACUUCAGGGUUGGCAAGAAGAUAGGGUGUGGAAACUUUGGAGAGCUCAGAUUAGGUAAAAAUCUCUACACCAAUGAAUAUGUAGCAAUCAAACUGGCGUGUUGUACUGGAGGAGUGAUCAGAGGCACAUAUUUUAAAAUUAAAGAACCAAUAAAAUCACGUGCCCCACAGCUUCAUUUAGAGUACAGGUUUUAUAAACAGCUCGGCAAUGCAGCUGAAGGCCUACCCCAGGUGUAUUAUUUUGGGCCAUGUGGGAAAUACAAUGCCAUGGUACUGGAGCUUCUUGGCCCUAGCUUGGAGGACUUGUUUGACCUCUGUGACCGAACGUUUACUUUGAAGACUGUGUUAAUGAUAGCCAUCCAGUUGAUUUCUCGAAUGGAAUAUGUGCACUCAAAGAACCUCAUUUAUCGAGAUGUCAAGCCAGAGAACUUCCUCAUUGGCCGACAAGGCAACAAGAAGGAGCAUGUUAUACACAUUAUAGACUUUGGCCUGGCCAAGGAAUACAUUGACCCUGAAACCAAAAAACAUAUACCAUACAGGGAACACAAGAGCUUAACUGGAACAGCAAGAUAUAUGUCCAUCAAUACUCAUCUUGGCAAAGAGCAAAGCCGAAGAGAUGAUUUGGAAGCCUUAGGCCAUAUGUUCAUGUAUUUCCUUCGAGGCAGCCUACCCUGGCAAGGACUCAAGGCUGAUACAUUGAAAGAAAGAUAUCAGAAGAUCGGAGACACCAAAAGGAAUACUCCAAUUGAAACUCUCUGUGAGAACUUUCCAGAGGAGAUGGCAACAUACCUUCGAUAUGUCAGGCGAUUAGAUUUCUUUGAGAAACCAGACUAUGAUUACUUACGGACACUCUUUACAGAGCUCUUUGAAAGAAAAGGCUACACCUUUGACUAUGCCUAUGACUGGGUUGGAAGGCCAAUUCCUACUCCAGUAGGGUCAGUUCAUGUAGAUUCUGGUACAUCUGCAAUAACCAGAGAAAGCCACACACACAGGGAACGGCCAUCACAACAACAACCUCUUCGAAACCAGAAUGCAUCGACAGAUCGUCGAGGAGAGUGGGAAAUCCAGCCCAGCCGGCAGACAAAUACCUCGUACCUGACAUCUCACUUGGCUGCAGACCGGCAUGGGGGAUCAGUGCAGGUGGUGAGCUCAACAAAUGGAGAGCUGAACGUUGAUGACCCAACAGGGGCACACUCCAAUGCACCCAUCACAGCGCAUGCCGAGGUGGAGGUAGUGGAGGAAGCUAACUGCCUGAAAAUGCUCAACUUGUGGUGA